Cucurbita pepo subsp. pepo (vegetable marrow) is the source of this 4628-nucleotide messenger RNA. The record is from RefSeq and is a predicted model, not a curated record. NCBI's taxonomy places the organism in Eukaryota, Viridiplantae, Streptophyta, Magnoliopsida, Cucurbitales, Cucurbitaceae.
UUUUUAUUUUAUUGUUUUAAAUUAAAUGUGCAAGUACAUGACUUCGUUUAAAAACGUGUUACACAUCCUUUUAUGCCCCAUGAGAUCGAUUAUAGCCAUUACCUACUUUGCAAGAACACAACUGGCAUUACCUUAACAAUAAUCACUUGCUCCAAUUUUAGAAACAAGUUGGAACUUACAUCUACAACUACACAACAAUACGUUAUUAUAAAAUGCAAAAAGUUUCAAACAAACCAUUCAUCAAACAAAAGCCAUGGAACUCUCCAAUUGUUCUUCAUUUCUUUUGAUUCUCUCUCUUUUCUGGGUUCUCCAAACAUCGACUAUUGCCACUAAAAAGCCAUACAUCGUAUACCUCGGAUCGCAUUCUCAUGGUUUGAGUCCUUCCCCGUUGGAUCUCCAACUUGUAACAAAAUCUCAUUAUGAUUUACUAGGAUCAGUGUUGGGAAGCAAAGAGAUAGCCAAGGAAGCUAUUUUCUACUCAUACAACAGAUAUAUCAAUGGCUUUGCCGCAAUGCUCAAUGAAAAACAAGCCGCAGAUCUUGCAAGAAUUCCAAAUGUGAUUUCUGUUUUUGAAAAUAAGGAGAGACAACUACACACAACAAGAUCAUGGAAUUUUCUUGGACUAGAAACACAAGAAGGAGUUCCUUCCGACUCUAUUUGGAAUGUUACGAGGUUUGGUGAAGAUGCAAUUAUAGCUAACAUUGACACAGGUGUUUGGCCCGAAUCUAAGAGCUUCAGUGACGAAGGAUAUGGGCCCGUCCCUUCAAGGUGGCUGGGCAGUUGUCAAAGUGGCGCUGACCCCAACUUCCAUUGCAACAGGAAGCUAAUUGGAGCAAGGUUCUUUAACUUAGCCAAUCGUCCACUCAAUGGCAGCUCCAAUUCUCCAAGGGACCAUCAAGGCCACGGAACCCACACUUUAUCCACGGCUGGGGGCAACUUUGUCUCUGGAGCUAAUGUUUUUGGCUACGCAAAUGGAACUGCCAAAGGUGGCUCACCUCGAGCCCGUGUCGCGUCCUACAAGGUCUGUUGGGAAGCGGAAGGUGGAGGGUGUUUUGACGUGGAUAUCUUAGCUGCCUUCGAAGCUGCCAUUGGUGAUGGGGUUGACGUUGUCUCAGCUUCUCUUGGUGCAAUUCCCUCAGACUUCCUAGACGAUGGGCUAUGUAUAGGGGCCUUUCAUGCAGUUCAGCAUGGCAUCGUUGUUGUUUGUUCCGCUGGAAACUUAGGACCAGAUCCUACAAGUGUAUCAAACGUAUCGCCAUGGAUGUUAACCGUUGGAGCUAGUACCAUUGAUAGGGAGUUCACAAAUUUCAUAGUCCUAGGGAACAACAAGAAACUCAAGGGUGCAAGCCUCUCUUCUAAGGCAUUAACAGAAGACAAGUUCUACCCUUUAAUCAACGCUGUGGAUGCAAAAGCCAACAAUGUCCCAGAACUUGCGGCGGAAGUGUGUGAUGAGGGAACACUUGAUCCCACCAAAUUGAAUGGGAAGAUUGUGGUGUGCGUUGUUGGGGUUAUUGCAAGAGUGACCAAAGGUUACUUGGCAGCUCAAGCAGGGGCGGUUGGGAUGAUCUUGGUUAACGAUGAAGAAAGUGGGAAUGAGAUUAAAGCUGAUCCACACAUCAUUCCAGCAUCCCAUGUAACCUAUAAUGACAGUAUAACCAUCUCUCAAUAUAUGAGCUCUACAAGGACACCCAUGGCUUACAUCAGUUCGGUAACGGCAAAGCUCGGUGUCACGCCAGCCCCAACCAUGGCUAGGUUCUCAGGGAGAGGCCCAAGUAUAAUCGAGGAGUCAAUCCUCAAGCCAGAUAUAACAGCACCAGGUGUGAAUAUAAUUGCGGCUUACCCUGAUGGAAUACCAUUGGCAAAUCUGCCCGUUGAUGAUCGUCGAGUUCCUUUUAUGGUAUACUCUGGCACAUCCAUGUCUUGCCCCCAUGUUUCUGGCAUUGUAGGCCUUCUCAAAACCCUAAAUCCCAAAUGGAGUCCGGCCGCCAUUAAAUCUGCAAUUAUGACCACAGCCAAAACAAGAGAUAGCAGCUUACAUCCAAUUGUCGACCUCGACGGAGUGAUAGCAACUCCAUUAGCAUACGGCGCAGGACAUGUUCAUCCAAACAGCGCCAUGGACCCUGGCCUCGUUUACGACAUUACAAUGGACGAUUACCUAAAUUUCUUGUGCGCUCGAGGCUACAAUGCAACGCAAAUCAAACAAUUCUCAAACAAUACAUUGGUUUGCAAUAAGUUAUUCAAAGUGACUGACCUCAAUUAUCCAUCCAUCUCAGUCGCGGAUUUGAAAACAGGCCCUGUGACGAUGAAUCGAAAGGUGAAGAACGUGGGAAGUCCAGGGAAGUAUGUUGCUCGAGUAACGUCGCCUUUGGAAGUUUCAAUCGUCGUUGAGCCGAGUACAUUGCAAUUUACCGCCAUGGAUGAAGAGAAGAGCUUCAGGAUUGUGUUGCAGAGAAGUGGAAAGGGAAAUCAAGAGGGUUAUGUGUUCGGAACAUUGGAAUGGUCAGAUGGGAAACACAGUGUUAGAAGCCCCAUUGCUAUCAAUUUGGGGAAAUAGUUUCAAAUGCUAAAGGAUUUAGAACAAUCUCUUAUGAAUUUGAUUGUUCAUGAAAAAUCACAAAUUAUAACUAAUAAUAAUCAUUACUAGAGUAAAUUUUCUAAAAGUUGUCAUUUAAUUCUUAUAAAAUAAAAAAGCAUUUCAUCUCCAUAAAUACCUAUAAAAGGGACUUAUUUCUAUCUCUAUGGUCAUAACACUGAAUAUGUUAACUAUGGUCAUAGCACGUUCAUCUUAAAUCAUGCCUUCGUUUUUGAAAUAUUCUAUCGAUCGUGGUUUUCCAAUUUCCACUUUUAUUUGUCUAGUCGAAUGUGUUAAGCCUACUUCGUAAGCUAGUCUAUAGAAUCUAUAACCUAAGUAAUGAUACCAACUAUAACGACCUUAUUUUUCUAAUGAAAUAGAGUCGUUACUACAUGCAUGACAUAUGACGGUUAACUAUGACCACAUUCUUUUAAAAUAUUUAAAAAACGAAGGAAUGGACUUACGCGUUAAAAAUUAAAUCCUUAAAUCGAUACGAAAACAUAUAAGAAACGAGAAUAGACAAUAUAUUCAAAAACUAGAAAAUAACACAUUGCCCUACUCUAACCUAAGAGUAUAAGAUGAAAUGCAACUACCCUAACACCGGUUCCAUGGUCUUCACGCAUCACCUCCAUCGAAGUAUAGAGAUGUCUUGUCUUUACCAAAAAUGUAAGAGUAGCACAUGACUUGAGUAUUUCUUAAUAGACUCCAAUAUUGGGGGACGUGAAACACAAACACAUACAACAUGACGAGACUUAUCAUGUAAAACAGCAUAGUAUGACCUUGAGCUCUUUCCAAUCUGGACAGGGUUGGAUGUGUAGUACUUCCCCACACACGGCCCAUACACUGCACAUGGACCCACCAUGUGGGCUCCUAUACAUACCCCUGGGCCUGAUUUAGUCAGGCUAAACGUGCUAACGCAUCGCCAGACACCACGGAGGAAAAGGCCCACAUGAUAUCAUGGCGAACAUAAAUAUCGAAAGUACUCAUCCAUAGUAACUUAACAUAACAGGGAAAGUAUCUCAAUGCACGUGACCACACAGUUAUGCAUGAGGUCCCCAUACUUUCCAUCAUGACAUAAUAAAAUGAUGCAAGAUAACCUUGAUUCUUUCGUAACAUAUUAAAUUUGGUAAUUACGCGUACAUAAUUCUUAUAUAUCAUUUCAUGCAUAACAUAACUUCCUUAUUUAAAAACAUAUCCCGACAUGUCGUAGCAUAUCAUGACAUUUCAUAAUAUAAAAUAGCUAUCGUUACAUAACAUGGCAUUUCCUUUAUACCUUAAUAAUAUUUGACAUAUCUUAUAACGUAAUAUAACACAACAUUACAUAUCAAAACAUAUCAUACAUAUGAUACAAGCAGGGGCCACUAGGCACGUGUCGUCCUACAUAAAACAAUUCUUUCAACCAAACGACAGUGGAGCCACUUAGUUGACCAAGGCUCGAGUUACUAAUUAUUCUUGAUACUAGCCUGAAUCUACUCUUCAAAAUCCAAAAGGCUCGAGUUACCAAUUCAGCCACCUUGUAGUCAAAAUCCAAUUUCUACUCAUAUACAUCUACUCUAUCUCUUUUCUCUUCCCAAAUCAAGUCUAUUGUUUCGUCUCUCUCGUGGAAUUAAAUUAAUCUAAAUUAAUCAACUUAAACCGGGAAAGCCAGCUAUUUUUUUUCUUUUUUUAGUUAACUUAUUAAUUAACCUAUUUUGUUUUAUUUUAUCAUUAUUUUUAAAGGUUUUUAUACUUUCUAAUAUUUUUAGUAUCCGAUCUAAAUGAAUUUUUAAAAAAUAAAAAAUAAAAAAAACUUUAUGAAAAUAAAAAAUAUCGGGAAAUAUCAUUUGAAAUAGAGCUAGACUGGUAGCUCAAAUUAUUAUAAAAAGUACCAGCGAAAUAAAUUUCUUGGACGGAUUUUUCCGAAAGUUUACUUAACCAUAUAACGGAGCAAAGUUGCGAAAUAUAUUACGGUUGUUAAUUGUUGUUGCGCUCAAAUUCUUUAGAUGAUAAAAACUAUUUGUAAUUUUGGAAAAUUUGACCAUUAACCUAUAUUUUAUUUAUUACUUUGUUUUAUAAA